Lethenteron reissneri (Far Eastern brook lamprey) is the source of this 864-nucleotide messenger RNA. Its product is annotated as astacin-like metalloprotease toxin 5. The record is from RefSeq and is a predicted model, not a curated record. Gene Ontology annotation, biological process: proteolysis. NCBI's taxonomy places the organism in Eukaryota, Metazoa, Chordata, Hyperoartia, Petromyzontiformes, Petromyzontidae. Gene Ontology annotation, molecular function: metalloendopeptidase activity; zinc ion binding.
AUGACCAUGAAGAGCUGUCGCAGCGAGCGACAUGGAGUGGCGCGUCCCCGGGGAUCGAUGCUCGGCAGCCGAGGCCCCUUCAACGACUAUGACGUGGAGGCGGUCGUACAGGCGACACAAGAGUUUGAGAAGAAAACCUGCGUCCGGUUCCAACCCCACGCUGGUGAAACGGACUUCAUUCACAUCCAGGACUUGGGCGGCAAGAGCUGGUCACUGCCAGGGAAGCAGGGAGGGGAGCAGCCACUGUCCCUGGAGCCCGGCAAGGUGACCAAGGGCAUCGUGCUGCACGAGUUGAUGCACGCACUCGGCUUCCAGCACGAGCACUGCCGUAGCGACCGCGACGACCACGUCUGGGUGGUGCCAGAGAACGUCAAGAAAGAAUGGAAAGAGCAGAUUGUGGACAUCAAUUCAAACGAACAGGAUUUGGUAGCGCCCUACGACUGCAGCUCCAUCAUGCACUACAGCAUGUUGGCAGGUUCCGUGGAUGAGCGCAACCCAACGAUCAUCCCCAGGGACGUUCUGUGCAUGUUGCACAUGGGACAGAGCAACUCGCUGAGUCCCUGCGACGUGGUCAAGGUGCAGAAGCUGUACGGCUACGAGGCGGAGGUGCACGCCGCUCCCGCAGCGGUGGCCAGGAGGAGCAGAACCUCGGCUGAUGAGGACGCGCCGGACAGCAACGUCGGCGUUUGGAAGGCAAAGACGAAAGAGGAAGUUGACGAGGAAGCCAAGAAGAAAGUUGGAAAACAGUUCGAGAAGACUGGAGACAUUGCAGGAGAUCCCUCAGACGAAAUCAAGCUGUGGCCCGAGCAGAGUGGCAAGGUGUACAUCCCCUACAGCAUCUCCAUCGCCUUCAGGCCAGCCUAG